Effrenium voratum is the source of this 3371-nucleotide messenger RNA. Lineage: Eukaryota; Dinophyceae; Suessiales; Symbiodiniaceae. The record is from the annotation of a GenBank genome assembly.
GCCAGACGGAAGGAAGGCUCUCGGUGCCCAAAAGGAGACUUUCGUCUCCCGGUAGGAGCAUAGCUGCUUCAGUGUACAGAUAUGAGGCAGGUCCAUGAUGCACAGAGGAGCUUCAAGUAUCCGGGUCCGGAUGUGGAGCCCGCCCUCCUCACGCAAGGGGAGCCGAAUUUGGUGUCUACCACCCGCUUUACCGCACUUACCUGGCUUCCGAAAUCCCUGUGGUAUCAGUUCCAGCGCGCGGCCAAUCUCUAUUUCCUCUUCAUCGCGGUGAUCGUGUGCCUGCCCUUCUCCCCGAAGCGAUGGCAGAGCAAAGUGUUCCCCUACAUCGCUGUCCUUGCUUGGACCUCGCUGAAGGACCUCUACGAGGACUCCCGGCGUCGCGCCGACGACCGCCGCGAGAACGCGCGGCAGUGCUGGCGCUAUGACUUCGAGGCCAACCGCUUCGAGCGGAUCGCCUGGCGCCAUGUGAAGCCCGGGGACUUCGUUUGCACCUUGUGCGAUGAGCCCUUCCCUGCAGAUCUGCUGCUGCUCUGUGCUGAGGGCGGCCAGGGGGCCUUUAUCUCCACGGUGAACCUGGAUGGAGAGACGAACUUGAAGUUGAGGACUGCGCCCAAGACGUUCAGCUCCUUCCGCAGCCUCAGCACCGGGCGCUGCGAGGUGCCUCCGCCGGAGUGCGCGGAGGCGGUGGCGGAGCUGUGCCGACGACAGCUGGAGCUGCGUUUGGCGGUGCCAAGCGCGGACCUCUCAGACAUGCACGCAUCCAUCACCUUGGAUGGCGGAUCCGCGGCUUGCGCCGCCUCCUGCGACAACUUCGCGCCCCGCGGCUGCGUGUUGCGCAACACCCCAUGGAUGCUGUCGUUGGUGGCGUACGCGGGCAGAGACACCAAGGCGUGUCUCAACUCGGCACAGGCCAAGGGGAAGGUGUCCCUCAUGCAGAGGGCUCUGAACCAAUGCGUCUAUGGCCUUCUGACGGCUUUGUUCCUGGCGUGCUGCUACAUGGCCACAGCGGCCAAAGUGGUGGACCCAGGCACGGACUGGCUGGUGCGCUUUCUCACCUACACCAUCACCGUGUACCACGUGGUGCCCAUCUCUCUCUACGUGUCCUUCGAGCUGUUGAAGCUGGUUCUUGGCCGCUUCAUCGACAUGGACGCCCAGAUGGUGGACCCGAUUUCCGGCCAGGGUGCCACUACGCGCACCGCAGACCUCGUGGAGGAGAUGGGCCAAAUAGACUUUGUCUUCUCGGACAAGACGGGCACCUUGACAGCCAACGAGAUGCGCUUCGCCAGAUGCGCCCUGGGCCGACAAAGCUUCGGCUCCUUCAUCCAGGAUCCGGCGGGGGGCCCGGUGCCAGGGUUGCUGGCGGCGAAGGAGGCCCUCAAAAGCGACGCUUCCGAGCGCCGGGAGGAGGUGCUCUGGUUCUUCACCUGCCUGGCGGUAUGUCACACAGUGCAAGUCAGCGAGGACAUGCAGUUCUCUGGGCCGAGCCCGGAUGAGGUGGCGCUGGUCGAGGGCGCGCGCUCAGUGGGCGUGACCUUCUCGAAGCGCCGCACGGGCGCGGACGGCCAGGAGGAGAUCGUGCUGUCGGGUCCUGACGGCGACCGCGUCUUUGUGCUGCGCCACGUCAUUGAGUUCAAUGCGGAGAGAAAGCGGAUGUCUGUCCUCUGUGAGCACAAUGGCGCGGUGUACUGUCUGACCAAGGGCGCCGAUAGCAUCAUGAGCCCCUUGCUGACCACUCCUCUGGGGGCCUGGGAGGAGGACCAGCUGCGGAGCUUCUCGCAGCUGGGCCUGCGGACUUUGGUGGUGGCUUCAAAGAAAGUGGCCCCCGCAGACUUCGCCCGCUGGGAGGCCGCAUGGUCGGAAGCGCAGAACUCCAUGCAGAACCACAAGGAGCGUGUGGCGCAGGUGGGCGCUGACAUGGAGAAGGAGCUGCAGCUUGCGGGCCUCACGGCGGUGGAGGACCGGCUCCAGGACGGGGUGCCCGAGGCCAUCGCCACCCUGAAGGCCGCGGGCAUCAGGCUUUGGGUGCUGACAGGCGACAAGACUGAGACAGCCGUGGACAUCGCCUACUCCUGCAACCUCUUCUCCAAGGACAUGGACCUGGCCUUCGUCUGCAACUGCCGCACCGGGGAGGAUAUCCAAAUGAAGCUGCAAGAGGCGAAGCAGGUCAUGGAGAACGGCAAGCCGAGCGGCUUGGUGCUGGACGGGCAAACUCUGAAGCUGAUCUUUCAGCAGGGCCUGGCGGUUGAGCUCUAUGAGCUUGCCAUGCUCUCCCGCUGCUGCGUCUGCAGCCGCCUCUCCCCGGCCCAGAAGCGCCAGAUCGUAGAGGAGGUGCGGAAGAACAGCGGGGCCAUCACGCUUGCCAUCGGUGACGGUGCCAACGACGUGCCGAUGAUCUCGGGGGCACACUUGGGCAUCGGCAUCCGCGGCAAGGAGGGAUCCCAGGCUGUCCAGGCGAGCGACAUCGCCAUCUCGCAGUUUCGGUUCCUGGUGCCCUUGCUGCUGUGCCACGGGCGCCGCGCCUAUCGCCGCAUCGCCAGCUUCCUGUGCUACUACCUCUACAAGAACGCCGCGCUGGCUUGGGGUGAUCUCAUUUGGGCCCAUCAGAACGGCUUCAGCGGAGAGGUGGCGUACCCGGAGUGGCUGUCCACCUCCUUCAACGCGCUUUUCACCUCCUGGCCCGUGAUCAUUGUCCUUGCCUUCGACCAGGACGUCGAUGAUGCCGUGGCGAAUACCUCUCCGGGCAUCUAUUUGGAAGGCCUGCAGAGGCAGUGGUUCAACGCCUUCAUCUUCAGCAGUUGGAUGGUGGCCGCCUGGUUCCACGGCUGCCUCGCCUGGCUUUUGCCCUCGGCGGCCUUCGGCUUUCCCACGGACUACGAGUCACCGGACUUUUGGCGCGCCUCCACCACCUCCUUCACGCUGGUGAUCUUUAUCGUCACGUUGAAGCUGGUGCUGCACUCGCUGCAGCGCUGCUCUGCGGCCACCCUGGGCCCGCUGGCGCUGAGUUUGGCGGUCUAUCUGCUGGUGCUCUUCCUGUUGGGCUACACCUCCAUCGGGAGUCGGAUGCAGCCCAACCUGGCGGGGGACCCACCAGUGCCUGGGUGGAUCUUCAGCAAUAUGGAGCCAUUGCUGAUGAUGGUUUUGGGCACCCUGUGUGCGCUGCUGCCGGACUGGGCGGCUUUACUCUGGGUGCGGCGCCUGCGCCCCUCCCCGCUCUUCCAGGUGAGGUCUGCGUCGAAGUCCAAGGACAAGGAGAUGCUCACGUGAGGCGUUCAGCUCAACGAUUUAUCACGUGAGCAAUCAAUUCGCUGCUCGUCUUUUUUUUUGGCUCAUUGCCUGGGAUCCAGAAGUCGACUUUCGAGGAUUUUUGGGAC